Messenger RNA from Medioppia subpectinata, 1527 nucleotides. Lineage: Eukaryota; Metazoa; Arthropoda; Arachnida; Sarcoptiformes; Oppiidae. The record is from the annotation of a GenBank genome assembly.
GUCGGCUAUAAUGAGUGUAAUCGACGGCAUAUCGAGGACUCGGAGACGGUAUGCGUCUGUAAUGCCACACAUUGUGACCAAUUUCCGCCACUUUCGCGACCAAAAAUCGGUUACAUAUCAGUGUUUGAGAGCAACCGAAACGGCGAUCGUUUCAAAGAGUCGGCGCUUAAAUUCAAGCCCUUUUACGGUAACAUUAAUUGCGUUAAAAAUCAUUGCCUAAAAAAGUCGGCCAAAGACUCGCAGCUGACUAUAACGGUGGACAAGAAUCGCAAAUACCAGAAGAUAUACGGCUUCGGCGGUGCGUUCACCGAUUCGGCCGGUUAUAUGUUGUCGUCGGUGGACCCGGCGUUGGCCGCCGCCGUCAUCGACAGCUACUACUCGGCCACAGGUAUUGAGUUCUCGUUCGGUAGGGUUCCCAUCGGCGGCACUGAUUAUUCCCUCCGUCCCUACACUUACGCCGACGCCUAUAAUGAUAAGCAAUUGAAAUACUUUUCGCUGCAAAAGGAGGACUUUGAAUGGAAAAUGCCAUAUAUAAAACGGGCGCAGAGUGUGUGUCCGCACACCCUUAAGCUGAUAGCCAGCAACUGGUGUCCACCGGUUUGGAUGAAACAAAUUGAACAACACAUCGGUUACAGUGAACUCAAAGGCGAGAUCGGCGGUGAAUAUUAUCAGAUUUUGGCCAAUUAUAUAGUCAAAUUUUUGGACGCAUACAAAGAGAACGGCAUAACAAUGUGGGGACUGACCACUCAGAAUGAACCGGCUGAAGACCAUCAGCUUAACAAUAUGCAAAUGUCACCCGAAUCGCUCAAACGUUUCAUCGAGAUCAAUUUGGGCCCAACACUAGCGCAGGCGGGCUAUAAUAAAAACAAACUAAAAUUAAUGAUCUUAGACGACAACACGGUUAGUUUGACCAAUUGGACGGACACUGUCUUAACCGACAAUAGUUUGCUGCAAUACGUGUCCGGUAUAGCCAACCAUUGGUAUUACAACGAGAGGUUGGGCACUAAGGCUGUGGGCGCUAUACUAGAGUACGUGCGGCACAAACAUCCCGACUAUUUUGUCAUUAAUACGGAGGCGUGUGUUCUGGACGGCCCGGGCAAUGGCAAGUGGUCCUACGCCGAGCGGUACGCCAUCGACAUAAUCAAUCAAUUGAACCACUGGGCUGUGGGUUGGAUAGAGUGGAAUCUGGCGCUGGACGUGACGGGCGGGCCCACAUGGUUUGAACGCCAGGGUUGCGGUGGACCCGUCUAUAUUGACCCGCUUAAGGGCGAGGCCUACAAACAGCCCUCGUUUUACUCGUUGGGCCACUUCAGCAAAUUUGUUUCGCCCGAUUCCGUCCGCAUCGGCCACGAGAUAGUGAACGGCGCCGAAGGGGUACACGUGUUGACAGCCAAACGGCCCGACAAUGGGGUGGUUGUGGUGGCACUCAAUGCCGGCGAUACCGACAUUGAGCUCAAUAUAAAUAACCAAAAUAAUUGGGUCGUCAAUAAACUGCCCUCACAUUCAAUACAGUCUUAUAUCUGGCAU